Frankliniella occidentalis (western flower thrips) is the source of this 772-nucleotide messenger RNA. RefSeq names its product protein C19orf12 homolog. NCBI's taxonomy places the organism in Eukaryota, Metazoa, Arthropoda, Insecta, Thysanoptera, Thripidae. The record is from RefSeq and is a predicted model, not a curated record. The transcript is spliced from 3 exons. Bases 173 to 595 code for a protein of 140 amino acids.
UCCCUCAGUGUAUAUACGUCAGUUGAUAAUUCUUCACAGUGCUUCAGGUUCAAAGUUGUCUUAGUUUGCCUCUAAAUUCUGAAACAAUCAACAAACAACGAAACAAUUGUCUUUCAAAGCAACUCCACACGUCGUUCAACUGGGCUAGUCGGUGAUCUGUAAAUGCGUAACCAUGCCAAUAAAUACGAGUGAAGUGAUGUACAUCUUGAGCCAGCUUUCCGAACAGAGAAAUUUACGAGUGGCUGUCACAGAAUCUUUAAAAUGUGGUGCUGGAAUUGGGUUAAGCGCAGCAAUUUGUGCAAUUUUGUUGGGUCCGGUGGGUCUUGCUUUUGGAGGUACAGUUUCCUCAGUGAUAGCUUCAUAUAUGAUGCAUGGCAAGUUCAAAUCAGUGGCUCUUGUCAUUGCUCAAGAUAUGACUCCAGCUCAGCAAAGUCAGCUUGCUGCAUCAUGCAUGAGAAUCAUCAAUGACUUUCGUGUUGAAGAUGUUGCUGUUCUCUUACCUCUGCUCCUCAACUCACCAUCAGCUCAGCAAGCUCUCAUGACUCAAUUAGUAGGUUACGUAACUAAUGAAAUGAAACUGAAAAUCAUUGACUGAAGUAUGAUGAUGUAAUUAAUGAUAGGCUGAUCGUGUGAUUUAUCUUGUAACUAGUGAAUUAAGUUUUCUAACUCAUGUGAUAUUAUAUUUUUAUGUCCUAAAGGAAGGGCCAAAAAUAUUAAAGUAUUGUUUUUAUUGUGAGAUAAAUUCUUUAUUAUUAAAUUGCUGAACUGUGCA